AUGAGCGAAGGUGGAAGAGGACUUAUUCCGGAACUACCUCAAAGGCUUGAGAACGCACUCCUACCACAAGGUCCCGGAACCCAGCCGAGUGCAGUCCUACCACAAGGUCCUGGAAUUCAAUCGAGUGCUGAAGUACCACAGCCUCAAGGUGGGUCUCUAUGGCACGAAGGCUUAAGAAGACUAGGGGCUGAGCGAUAUUUACCACAACAGGAUCCAUCAUCACCAGAGCCACAAAGCUUUCUCAGGUCCAUACUACCGAGGGCGAGAUCGACAUCCCCACCACCUGGAGGAACGGCUCAACAAGGGCAGGCUGAGUCUCCAGUUGUCGAAGAGCUUCAAGCACAGGCGAUGCAGAAGGGAUCCUCUUCUUCGACUUCCGACAACCUGAAGGCGGGCAGCAACACCCUGGCCCCUUUGCCAGAUCACAAGGGAGGAGCAGAGGCUUCGCUUCGGUUUCAAGACUGGAUGGAGAUCACGGCUACAACGAUGACGGAUAUUUCCGAGAAGUCAGGGCAGUGGUGGAAGGCAGUCACGUUGAUUGUUGAGGCAGCCUACGCGAGGUGGUUAGCGGCAUCUCACAUGGAGCGACUUGCGGUGCAACCGGAAGGAAUGGAGCAGUUGUGCCAGCAUGAGUGGGCGAGAAUCAACGCGAGAGCAUGCAGCAUGCUGGUGGCAGCAAUGGGUCCGGAACUCAAGGCCGACAUGAUUGCCCAACGGAUCACUCAGUAUGCCCCGGCUUUGGUCUUCAGGCUAUACACAUGGUAUCAGCCUGGGGGUUCGGCAGAGCGCCAGGAGAUCUUGCGCCGACUUCAGUCUCCGUUUGAGAAUGUGAAUGUGGACGCGAUCGAGGCUGUCCUGGCGGAGGUGAGGUCAUGGCCAAGGUGGCUGGCGCGAUGCCAAUCAAUCGGCAUGCUCCCGCCGGACCCCUCUGUUAUGUCAAAGGGGUUGCAGGCACUUACGACGAAGCAGAUAAGCAGCUCGGCUGAUGCGACCUUCCGAACAUCAAUGCUUCGAAGUACCUUGAGGCUGGAUUGCCAGCCAACUCUCGAGCAGGUGAAGGGAUAUCAAAGACACUUGCAAGCGGAGCUUGAAAGUUUGGCCGGAGCUCAGCAAGCAUCGAGCUCAGGGGGAACUCCAUCGCUGAGGGCUGCGGAGGUGUCAACGACUUCUACGUCCCCCAAGUCCCAGAAGACAAAGGAGAAGAGCCAGGAGUUGUGCAGGUACUUCGCCCGCGCAAACGGGUGCAAGAGGGGGGACAAGUGCGUCUACUCUCACUCCAUGCAAGGGAUGGAGCGGGACCAAAGGGCAAACCACCACAACGACCUGGAGCACCCAAUGGAGGUGAUCCAAAAUCAAGCGCCAGGAGAAGGUGAUUCAUCUCCGGAGAAGACGAAGGCAGAGGUCCGGACCAUCACGGUUAAGGACAUACGGAUUUCUUCGGUGGAUCAAAGGUCGACCGCCCUCCUGGACAGUGGAGCUACCCACAGCCUACGAUCGGCCUACAACGAGAGUGAGUGGAAGGCGGCCGAAGAGGUGGAUGUUCACUUAGCCGGAGGUGGUUCACUGAGGAUGAGAUUGUCAAAGGCAGGUUCGUUACUGAUGCCACCAAGGACAACUUCACCAACGUCAUCGACUACAGCGACAGUGGGUGGCCAGACGAUUGUGCCACUCGGCGAGCUGGUGAAGGUUCUGGGCUACUCUCUGGAAUGGUCACCCAAGGGAUGCUUCUUGAAGGACGGUGACGGCAAUGCAAGGUCUUUGGGAGUUUCCAAUGGUUGCCCCCAUCUCAAGGAGGCCGAGGCGUUGGCGCUGAUUGCGCGACUGGAGGACCGGAAGAUGGAGAUGUUGGAGAACGCGACUGCCUUGACUCAGGACUCCCUGGAUAAAUCCCUACUGGUGAUGGAAUCAUCGUGGAAGGAGCAGCUCUACAAGUAUGUCGGUGAGGGGAACAUGCAGGCAGGACUACGUGCGGUCCGAGAUGCCCCGUUCUUAGCCGAGUUGCCGGGAGAGUGUGUUGAUGGUUUGGUCCAGGAUAGCAUGGGAGGCAAUGGAUGGGCUACGUUCAAGAAGAUUGAGUUUCUGUCCAGGUCCCAACGGCGGAGACUUUAUGGAGCCAAACGAUGGAUUAUCCACCUCUAUGCGGGCUCGCCUGGACAUCAUGAGGUUUUCCGUCUUGAUGAUGGUGGAACAGUUGUCUUGGAGCUGGAUGUACAGCGUUGCAAAGCCCAUGAUUUACUGAAGGACUCCACGUGGAAAAUGGUGUCAUGGGCGGCUAUGAAUGGACGGGUGGAGGCGAUCAUUGGAGGACCCCCAGGCCGUGGCGGUUUGUACCGAAGCUAUGCUGAUGAUGGAGCCUAUGAGGCAAAGGGUACCCAGCUGGUGGCAAGAAUGCUGUGGCUGUAUGCUAUGGCAGAUGCUGGAAGGAACCUGAAGGCCCAGGGGAUGGACAGAGGCCGACCAGUGGCCUUGAUGCUCGAACAUCCUACGGGAGCGUCGGAGGAGGAAAAGGGACAGAGGUUUUAUUCCAAGAAGUCGUUGUGGGAGCUGGCGAUGUGGAGGGACUUUGCAACCGAGUACGGGAUGUCGGAGGUGAAGUUUGAUCAGAAGGAAACGGGCCUGAAGACCUCCUUGAGAACUACGCUGGGAACCAACAUCUACUACCUCAUGGGCUUGGACGGUCUGGGAUUGGAGGAACAAGUGGUGACAACGGGUGAAGGAAACUCUACGUCGGAGUGGUCACCUGGAUUGGUCCGAGCAGUCGUGAUGUCCCUACGCUUCUGGAUACGACACCCACAACAAGCACCACGUUUGGCGGCCUUUACACCAGAGCAGUGGAAAAGGCACGUGGACUCCAAUCACAUGGACUAUAGGAGGGACUGCCUGACUUGCGUUAUGUCACGGGGAACCGGAAGACGGCAUGCUCGAGUUCAUCACCCGGAGAUGUUCGCGCUUACGAUCGACUUGGCAGGACCAGUGAAGCCAGGGCUGGAUGUUACGUCGAAGGGGACAAUGGGGAAGAGCUUGAAGUACAUGAUGGUCGCCCGCUAUGUCAUGCCUAAGGAGUACGUGAAGGCCUAUUCGUCAGUGGAGCCACCCCGGAACCACGGAAUGGACCAAGUUCAAGGGAAUGGGGAGGAGGACCAGGAACUUGCAGAACCUUCUCUACUACCACCACGUGACGAAGGGGGACGUGUAGAAAAUGAUAAAAGUGAGGACAAGGAACUUCCAGAACCUUCUCUACUACCACCACGUGACGAAGGGGAUCCGUUUAUAGUUUUAGAUGAACCAGGCGAAGGGAGUCCUCUAUGCGAUGUGCAAAACGAGUUGGACAGUGAUCGUCAAUGGGAUGAAGCUACAAGGUUCCUUGGUGGUACGGGGAAACAAAGGAAAGACUACGAAGACUCCAUGUACGAGUUCUCAGAUGGGGAGCCUGAUCCAGUCGCUGAUCAAGAUGAUGAAGGGAGUAGCGGAGGGCACCGGGAUCAACAUCCCGAUUGCGAAGCACCGGAGUCCACCUACUUGUUGUUCGCAAAGGCCCUACCAACGAACGGCUCGAGUGUGGUCAAGGCGGCGAUCCAGGACGUCGUCCUCUACCUACAGUCCCGCGGCCUACCUGUGUUUAGACUCCACGCUGACAGGGGGGAGACGUUCAAUCAUAGCGUGCGAGCUUGGCUACGAGACCAAGGAAUCCGGGCAACAUGGUCAGAACCGGGAAUACCUCAAGGAAACGGCCAGGCCGAGAGUACAGUGCGAUGGGUCAAGGAUAUGGCGAGGUCGUUGCUUAUAGGCUCCAAGCUACCAACGAGACUGUGGCCUACAGCGGUGGAGGCGGCUACAGCCCUUCAGAGGGCAAAGGUCUUGAGUUGGAAAAGUAAGUUGGUGGCACCUUAUGGGUCUGUUGUCCAUGUAAAGCAGAAGGCCUUUGAUUCUUCGGGACCAAGGAGGAGGGAAAGGGCUUUCGAGACGAAAUGGAUAAAGGGACAGUAUGUUGGUCUCAGUGGAUUGCUGGACAAUGGCCAUGUGGUGUUUGUGCCGGGCGACGGAGAUCGGAAGGAAAAGUUUGUCCACACCUUUCAUGUGCGACCGCGGCUUGUAGACCCAGGUGUUCCAGAGCAAGAGCUACAGAUCGAAGACCCCCCGAGGCCGAGAAGAAAGAUCCCGGUGAAGACUCCGAUCCACGGCGUUGAAAUGAAAGGACUACAGCUAUCGGAGGAGGAUCUCGUCAACUACAUACAAACGAGGUGUGACUGUCUUCUACAAGACUGGGACCAGGAGGAGGCGAUUCGGUUUGUGGACGAGCUCUCUGAGAAGGGGAUCUUUGAGGACAUCAAGUUCGGAGUCUUCAGGCAUGGAGGUUCAGUGGGCUGGCUGCGGGGCUUCGCUGAGUACCCUGGGCUGGCAAAGGUCUUGUCGCGCAUCAUCGUUCAUGUGAAUCCCGAGGCUACCUUUACAGCAAUAUGGGUGGCAAAGAACUCUGAGAGGGGGAUGCAUAAGGACUUCAACAACGACGAGGCGGCAGUUAACUACGUGAUGCCAGUCCGGAUGCCUUCAAAGGGAGGUGAGCUGUGGGUGGAGCUGGCAAAGGGUGAUGAGGUGAGGGGUGCAAUUCUACAGCGCCAAGACGAGAAGGGGAAGGCGUACUUUGGCCAGGUCCAUCAGCUUGUUGAAGGUCAGUGUCAUGUGUUCUCACCAAGACGGCGACAUGAAGUUCUACCAUGGGAGGGAACAAGAACGGUUGUUAUAGCCUACACCCCACAGGGAUUGGGGAAACUGACCAAUGACAUGAUACGCGAGUUGGAGGACCAUGGAUACCCACCACCAAUCACACAGUUCCCUGAGUACUUCCUGAAGGACCCAUCAUACAAUGCAAACAGCGUGAAUGUGUCCCAGGAGGAGUGUGAACUUAGCAAAGUCAAUGCGGUCAAGCAGGAGUUCUACGACAAGGUGGACCCUAUAGUGGACGAAGACGUUGACGAUUGGGAGAUGUACAUUGAGGCGGAGGAUGGCUACGUGAAGAUCGCGGAAACCGAGGAGGAGCGACAAUGCGGAUCAUCUCCACGAAUGAGGAAGGUAGAAGCGGGCUACACCAAGGGAGUGGAAGCUAUACUGGAGGACCUAAAGGCACCUCUCGAGGUUGUCUACAAUGUUGAUCCUCGUGAAGUACUCGCAAACCUAAGUGCUUGGGAACCCGCGAUCCGCAAGGAAGUUGAUGGUGUGGCUGUGGCAAUUCAGAGGUUGCUGCCAGGUACUACGGAGAGAAGAGCUUGGAUACAGAGACCAGCGGCUCAGCGGCUUCCUACAAAGAUGGUUUUCACAAUCAAGCCAGGCGAUGCUCCAGUCCCCAACGACAAAACCACUUGGUACAAACGUAAGGCACGUCUUGUCGUGUGUGGGAAUUUUGCUGCCGAUGACAACGCCGAAGUGUACACCGAAACCCCACCAACCGAGGCUAUACGAGCGGGGUUGGUGUUCUCUCAACAGAAGAAGUGGUCAGUGGCCUUGCUUGAUAUCGUUGCCGCCUUCCUACGUACACCCUUGAACCCAGAGGAGGGCGACCCGGUUAUUAUAGUGGCACCCCCGAAGCUCCUGGAGAGGCUACUUAUCACCAUUGAAGGUGAGCUGUGGGGCUUGGUAAGAGCCUUGUACGGCUUGCGCCAAGCGCCGGCCUUAUGGGCGACCCACCGAGAUAAAGUGCUGCGGAACAUGGAGUUUGGAGGUAACCUACGACUUCACCGGGGUCGAACGAUAACAGCAUGGUGGACAUUGAGAGACGACCGCGACACCAUCAAGGCAUUGGUCAUCAUCUACGUUGACGACAUUGUCCUAAUCGCACCGGAAGACGUGGUCAACCUACUGGCGAGGGAGAUCCAGAAGGUCUGGAAAACGUCGGAGUUGGGCAUCCUCAAUCAGGACCACGCGCUACGAGUAUUGGGGAUGGAGUUGGAAAUGGGUGAUGACAACGAGACCAUCUAUGUGAGCCAGAAGGGGUACAUCGAGGAAAUCCUGCGGUCCUACGGCAUCCCGGAUGGAGCUAAGGACAAGAUACCGCUGGGAAAGGAGAUGGCAAGCUUCGAAGCAACGGCGGACGACGUGGAGCCCGAUCAAAAGGCCGUGGCAGAUUCCCAGAAGAUUACUGGGGAACUUAUGUGGGUUAGUCAGAAAACAAGGCCCGACCUGAGCUACACGUGCAGCUUGAUGUCAGCGUUGACUUUGAGGGCACCGCACAGAUGCGUGGAGAUUGGAAGAAAGGUCCUGAGGUACCUCAAUGCCACUAAGGAGAUGAAGAUGGUGAUUAAGAAUAACGAGGAAGGCCUCACCCUCUACCCGGACGCGGCGUUUGCACCGUCCAGCAACAGGUCACAAACAGGAUGGGCAAUAUACUGGUGCGGAACUCCGCUGGCUUGGAGGAGCGGAAGGCAGGGGGCCAUAGCACUGAGCACAGCGGAAUCGGAGCUGCAGGCCAUUUUGGAUGGUGCAAUUGGGAUGAUGAGUAUCGAAGCUAUGCUGUGUGACAUUAAGGUCAACCCCUCUUCGAAGGCGAUAGCAAGUGACAGCACAAGUGCAUUGGCGAUUGGAGCAGGAACGGGAUCAUGGAUCAAAGACCUGCUGAAGUUGUGGUUGAUGCAUGAUGGAGCAACGGUGGAUAAGGGGUUGAUGGAAGUUUUCAUGACGAUGCUGAUGGUGCUGGGGGCGGUGGUCCUGUGGGAAGCUUCGAAGACUACAGAGAUUGCGGGAUGCAACCUCCAGGGCUAUAGAACAGGAGCUAGCGAGGAUUCAGGCCAGCGAGCAAUCGACUACCAUGUCUUCGAGGACGGCACCGUCAGGCCCGACGACCAGAACGGCACAUACGAACCAUGGCCAGGAGGAGCCUACACUUCCAUCAAGGCCAUUGGGAACCGCAUCAAGGGAACCAAGGACACCACCGAGACCUACGGCAAGAGCUUCGACGGACCUAUCCUGGGACUGGAUAAUGGAGGCCAGUUCGAAACCGAGAGGCUUUCAACAGAUGUUCUACAGCUAUUCACGGUGGAGUCUUUGAAGGAAGGGCUCCGACACGAGGGGAUGGCAGUUUCUGGCUUGAAGGUUGACUUAGCCAGGCGCCUGUCUUCAAAGCUGGUUACGAGGAUGUCUACGAGGUAUGGACCCACUCAGAGGCAGCUACGAUACAUUUUGUGGUUGUGGCGGCAUAGUGGAAUCUCUGCGCGUUAUGUUCUCAAAUGGGAGGACAUAAACGACAAGGUUCGUAUAUCGAACCUGAUCCAUGAGUGGAAAGACAAGUGA
Molecule: messenger RNA, 7281 nt
Organism: Symbiodinium sp. CCMP2592
Lineage: Eukaryota; Dinophyceae; Suessiales; Symbiodiniaceae
Source: the annotation of a GenBank genome assembly